Messenger RNA from Aspergillus fumigatus Af293, 162 nucleotides. RefSeq lists its product as uncharacterized. The coding region runs from base 1 to 162 and encodes 53 amino acids. Lineage: Eukaryota; Fungi; Ascomycota; Eurotiomycetes; Eurotiales; Aspergillaceae. The transcript is spliced from 2 exons. The record is from RefSeq and is a predicted model, not a curated record.
AUGGAACAUUUGAACUGCCGCGGCCCUCAGCGCCCCGCCUAUGGAAUCCUCGCCAUUGGAAGAAGGGUUAUGCAGCCGGUUGUCCGGGAGGAGUUUGCGAGUAAGACGAUGAUCACUGUUGCGCAUCGCCUGAGAACUAUUCUGGUGGUGAUUUGGUGGUAG